UUGAAUGAAGUCAGUAUAAAAUAGAAUCUUAAGCACCUAGUCUCUUAUACGAGAAGAGAAGCAUGCGAGAAAAUUAUACAAACGAAGCUGAUAUGAAGCUUAUAAAAACCAGAUAGUAUAUACAUUGAAUCGUAACUGAUAGGUAUUCAUAUUGUAGUCCUUUUUAUUCCGCCAUCUUGAAUUUGAACUUCAAGAAAGUCACACUUUACACCCACUGAUAUGUAACGAUCCGCAUGGUCACAUUGCAGCAUAUACCGAAGCACAUUUCUAGAAGUUUCCGUGAGCGUAAGAUAUCCAGAAAGUUACGUACAGAGUUCCUGCUCUUCUAUUCCGUUUCGAAAGAAAUGGCUAAAUGGGGAGAAGGAGAUCCUCGAUGGAUAGUUGAGGAAAGACCUGAUGCUACAAAUGUUAAUAAUUGGCAUUGGACUGAAAAAAAUGCAUGUGCUUGGUCUCAAGAAAAAAUUAAAGAACUGUUUAAAGAUGUUAUUAUUGAAAGAGAUGGAUUUAAAUGUAAAAUAAUGGAAAUUGAGAAAUGUGAAGGAGAAGCAGUAGCAAAUAAUAGGAAAGGAAAAUUAAUUUUUUUUUAUGAAUGGAAUAUUUGUCUCAAAUGGGUAUCUCUGAAUACAGAAACAGAAAUUAAUGGAAAAAUUAAUAUACCAAACUUGUCAGAAGAAAAUGAAAUUUCUGAAAUAGAUGUUGAAGUUAUACUCAAUACAAAUACAGAUGAAGGGGAAAAAUUUAAACAUUUUUUAUAUACAAAAGGUAAAGAUAUAAUUAGAGAAAAGUUAGCAAAAUAUGUAUCAAGUUUAAAAGAAGAAUUUACCAAAGGAAUGAUCCUUCCUAAAAAAGAUGGCAUUGAAAAUAUUUCUAAUAAGACAACAAGAUUUAAUCGAAAUACCCCCACGAAUAUAAUUAUAGAAUCAUAUGAUUCGAAAGCUAAUAACUACAUAGUACAAACAACAACGAUAAAACAACAAUUAAAAUUUAUGUGCAGUGGAACAGAAUUUUAUAAAGUCAUGACGAUACCAGAGUUUGUGAUGGCUUUUACAAAAGGUCCUGCAAAACUUUUUGCAGAAAAAGGGGGACAGUUCGAAUUACUGUGUGGAGUUAUUACUGGAGAAUUCGUUGAUCUUACACCAACAAAAAUAGUACAGAAAUGGAGAUGCAAAUCAUGGCCAGCAGGUCAUUAUAGUGAAGUAACUAUGGAUAUAGUUGAAAGACACGACCAUACUGAAGUUAAUGUAACUCAAACAGCAGUUCCUAUAAA
Ceratosolen solmsi marchali is the source of this 1267-nucleotide messenger RNA. RefSeq names its product activator of 90 kDa heat shock protein ATPase homolog 2-like. The annotation marks the transcript as partial. Gene Ontology annotation, cellular component: cytosol. Gene Ontology annotation, biological process: protein folding; positive regulation of ATP-dependent activity. Gene Ontology annotation, molecular function: protein-folding chaperone binding; ATPase activator activity. Lineage: Eukaryota; Metazoa; Arthropoda; Insecta; Hymenoptera; Agaonidae. The record is from RefSeq and is a predicted model, not a curated record. The transcript is spliced from 8 exons.